Messenger RNA from Pipra filicauda (Wire-tailed manakin), 638 nucleotides. RefSeq names its product syncollin (gene SYCN). NCBI's taxonomy places the organism in Eukaryota, Metazoa, Chordata, Aves, Passeriformes, Pipridae. Bases 144 to 551 code for a protein of 135 amino acids. The transcript has a single exon. Gene Ontology annotation, cellular component: secretory granule membrane. Gene Ontology annotation, biological process: exocytosis. The record is from RefSeq and is a predicted model, not a curated record.
CACCCACACACCUGUGUCCCUUCCCGGGGUGACAGGUGAACCCGCACACCUGUGUGCCCUCCCAGGCGUGUCCCCGCCCACCCCCGUGGCCUUGGGGGCUCAGGUAUAUCCAGGGGGCCCUCGGGGCUCGGGAGGCCUCGGCGAUGGCGUCGGCACUGCUGGUGACACUGGUGGCCUCGGUGGCCGUGCUGGGUGGGGGGGUGGAGGCCCAGUGCCCCGGCCCCUCCGAGGUGCACACUGCCAACGGCACCCGCCUGUGCGCCCUGCUCUACACCGACGACAGCCCCUACUACGACCAGUGCUGCGCCGGCGCCGUGCUGGAGGUGGAGCCGGGCAGCGACGUGCCCUACAUGCCCUACAAGUGGUCCGGCCGCACCUCCUCGCUCGUGGUGGGCACCCGCUGCGAGCUCAACGUGUGGUCGCGCAGGGGCAAGGAGGGCGACACGCGGCGCUUCAGCGCCGGCGCGGUGCCGCGGCUGCAGGAGGUGCACCGGGGGCUCUUCGGAGACUGGGACGACGCCAUCCGCGGGUACUACUGCACCUGCAAGUGACGGCACGGCCGCGCGGGCAGGGGGCAGAGCCGGGGGGACAGCGAGUCAACGUGGGCCAACGCAAGUCAAUGUGGGCCAACGCAAGUC